Molecule: messenger RNA, 1169 nt
Organism: Momordica charantia (bitter melon)
Lineage: Eukaryota; Viridiplantae; Streptophyta; Magnoliopsida; Cucurbitales; Cucurbitaceae
Product: chromatin remodeling protein SHL
Molecular function (GO): chromatin binding
Source: RefSeq, a predicted model, not a curated record
CAUUUUUUCGAAGUAAAAGUUUGGGUUUGGCAUAUGCCGCCACGUGACAACCAAAUCCACAGCUCCGCCGGAGAUUUUCCCAAAUUUUCUCCACAGAAGCAGCAGGGCACGCUUUUGAUGGCCAAACCCAAGGCUCCGAGGCAAACCCUAGAUUCCUACACUGUCAAACGCAUCAACAAAACCAUUAGAGCCGGUGAUUGCGUGCUUAUGAGGCCUUCCGAGCCCUCGAAGCCUUCGUAUGUGGCCAAGGUUGAGAAGAUUGAGGCUGACUCUCGUGGGGCUAAUGUGAAGGUCCAUGUCCGCUGGUAUUACCGGCCGGAGGAAUCGAUUGGUGGUCGGAGACAGUUUCAUGGCUCCAAGGAGGUGUUUCUCUCCGACCAUUUUGACGUUCAAAGCGCCGACACGAUCGAGGGCAAGUGUACGGUUCACACCUUUAAGAGUUAUACCAAGCUUGAUGCCGUCGGGAAUGACGAUUAUUUUUGCCGUUUCGAGUAUAAUUCCUCUACUGGAGCUUUCAAUCCCGAUCGAGUGGCUGUGUACUGCAAAUGUGAGAUGCCUUAUAACCCUGACGACCUUAUGGUUCAGUGUGAGAGUUGCAGUGAUUGGUUUCAUCCUGCUUGUAUAGAGAUGACUGUAGAAGAAGCUAAGAAACUUGACCACUUCUUUUGUGAAAGUUGUUCUUCAGAGGGUCAAAAGAAGUUGCAGAAUUCACAGUCUACAUCUAGACUCGCAGAGACAAAGGUGGACACGAAACGACGCCGGAGGUGACAAUACUGUAAAUAAACAAAAUACUGUGACUUAGAGUCGGUCGUUAAGAACCAGGGCUUCUAACUUUCUAAUGAGUUGGAACAAGUGCAUAGAUGUGUAGGAUGAUCAUGUAAAUAGUAGCUCUAGUGUGCCAAAAUUCAUUGCAGGUAGAGGAGACUGAGAGACUGGUUUGAAAUGUAUUUUGAACUUACUUUUUAUUUGAAUGGAGAAAACCAGACAGGCCAAAACAAACCCCUUUCUUCUGUGAAGAUUGCACUCCUUAAACUUAUAAACUGUUUGGGAAUCCAGUUUUCUCAUCAUUCUUAGCUGAUGUAUAGGUGAAAUAUCUGUCAUGGGCAGUGUAGGAUAAGAGAUCUUUAUGUAAUUAUUUUGUUGCAACUUAAUUGGACUAAGCUUCAUUA